Aspergillus sclerotioniger CBS 115572 is the source of this 1380-nucleotide messenger RNA. RefSeq lists its product as uncharacterized. NCBI's taxonomy places the organism in Eukaryota, Fungi, Ascomycota, Eurotiomycetes, Eurotiales, Aspergillaceae. The record is from RefSeq and is a predicted model, not a curated record. Gene Ontology annotation, molecular function: hydrolase activity, acting on acid anhydrides, in phosphorus-containing anhydrides. Gene Ontology annotation, cellular component: mitochondrion. Bases 122 to 1339 code for a protein of 405 amino acids. The transcript has 3 exons.
GGAUCCGGCCCAUUGCCUCGACUGUUCUCGGUUACACUUCAAUUGCCACCUAUCAAUCAUUCCAUCAAGAUAUCUUGUUCCAGAGGACUGUUCAGUCUUGUCACCACUGAUUUGGUGCACCAUGAUUGCCAGCCCUCAUGGGAUUCCCUGGUUAAUGUGUAACCUUCUUCCAAUCCGGCGGGAAGUCGCCCGAGGUAUUCGGCACUCAGCUUCUAGACUGUCAUAUAGACCACAUCAACCCUGGUUAUAUCAUAGCCGCUUCGUUCAUCCUGUGUCUAGAUCAAGCUCUUCUGUUUCUAGACCCCAGCAAGCAUCUGCAGCCCAGAACAUGUCGUCUCAGAAGGUUCCCAAACCCAAGGCUGCGGUGGCCGUUCCUCGGCCAAGUUCAAGUGUGGUCCUCAUAUCGCCCAAGAAUGAAGUCCUGCUUCUUCACCGCGUCAAGACAUCAACUUCGUUCGCAUCGGCACAUGUCUUCCCUGGCGGUAACCUCUCCAAGCAGGACGGACUAUGUCCACCACCCGAAGACCUCUCCCGACACGAUGACGGUCCCUGGUACCGCCAUGCCGCCAUCAGAGAACUCUUCGAAGAAAGCGGCAUCCUCUUAGCCAAGGACCGUGAUUCGGGAAAGAUGCUCGCCGUUCCAGAAGAGCAGCGUGAAGCUGGUCGACGCGCGAUCCAUCAAUAUAAGAUCACGUUCACGGACUGGCUGAAGGAACGGAAUCCUGCUGCAGUACCGGAUAUAGAACAACUAAUCCCUUUUACACGGUGGAUCACGCCUACGAAUGUUCCUAAACGGUAUACGACACAGAUGUACCUCUACUUCUUACCCUUGCCAUUGGAUAUUGAGAAGCCGAUUCUGGAUGAGAUCCCGUCGGAUGGACAGACGGAGGAGAUCCAGAUCCCGACGAGCGAUGGCGGGAUGGAGAUCUCCGAGGCGAGGUUCCUGCCUGCGUCGGAAUGGAUUCGAAUGGCGCAUGAUGGUGAAGUGAUGCUGUUUCCGCCUCAGUUCCUGCUUCUUCAUUUAGUGGCGGAGUUUCUGAACCCGGGGCCAUCGGGGACGGAGUCAGUUGAUGAGCUGCAGAAGCGACGAGCUGAACUGAUGCAAUUUAUUCAGUCAGGCCAGCCAUCCUGGACAGAGAAAUAUAUUUGCCCGAAGAUGCUCAAGGUAUCGUCUGAUGGACGAACCGUACUAGCACUAGAUCACCCUGGCCCAGAACUGAAGUCCAGCGGUCGACAAGGAGAAACAGAUCGAGUAGUACUCGUAAAGUUCAAGAAGGGCAGUGUCCAGGACGUCGAAGUGCGCUGGAAGAAGGACAUGUUCGACUCAAGCCAUCUGUAACAACACAUCACCAGUACCCUACUACAUCAUCUACAUAGUAC